Messenger RNA from Trametes versicolor FP-101664 SS1, 1107 nucleotides. RefSeq names its product lignin peroxidase isozyme LP7 (gene VP1). Gene Ontology annotation, molecular function: peroxidase activity; heme binding. The record is from RefSeq and is a predicted model, not a curated record. Lineage: Eukaryota; Fungi; Basidiomycota; Agaricomycetes; Polyporales; Polyporaceae. Bases 1 to 1107 code for a protein of 368 amino acids. Gene Ontology annotation, biological process: cellular response to oxidative stress; response to reactive oxygen species; hydrogen peroxide catabolic process. The transcript has 7 exons.
AUGGCGUUCAAGGCUCUUCUCUCCGCCGUCUCGCUUAUAGCGGCCCUCCAGGGCGCGAGCGCUGCGCUGACGCGCCGCGUCGCUUGCCCCGACGGCAAGAACACCGCGACCAACGCGGCGUGCUGCUCGCUCUUCGCCGUCCGCGACGACAUCCAGCAGAACCUGUUCCACGGUGCCCAGUGCGGCGAGAACGCGCACGAGUCCCUCCGCAUCACCUUCCACGACGCCAUCAGUUUCUCGCCCGCCAUGGAGGCCCGCGGCCAGUUCGGCGGUGGAGGCGCAGACGGCUCUAUUGCCAUCUUCCCCGACAUCGAGACCAACUUCCACGCGAACAUCGGUCUUGACGAGAUUGUCGCUGAGCAGGCGCCGAUUCAGGCCCGCCACAACCUCUCGCACGCCGACUUCAUCAUGUUCGCGGGUGCUCUCGGCACAUCCAACUGCCCCGGCGCCCCCCGCCUCGACUUCUUCCUCGGUCGCAAGGACGCGACGCGCCCGGCGCCCGACGGGCUCGUGCCGGAGCCGUUUGACACGCUCGAGGACGUCUUCGCGCGUCUCGCAGACGCCUCCGCCGGCGAGUUCGACGAGAUCCUGACGGUGUGGCUGCUCACCGCGCACACGAUCGCGGCGACGGACCACCUGGACCCGACGAUCCCGGGCACGCCGAUGGACUCGACGCCGCACAUCUGGGAUACGCAGUUCUUCAUCGAGACGCAGCUGCGCGGGACCGCGUUCCCGGGCACGGGCGGCAACCACGGCGAGGUGAUGUCGCCGCUGAAGGGCGAGAUCCGGCUGCAGACGGACCACCUGCUCGCGCGCGACUCGCGCACGAGCUGCGAGUGGCAGUCGUUCGUGAACAACCAGCAGAAGGCGCAGGACAUGUUCGCGUUCGUGUUCCACGACCUCUCGAUGCUCGGCCAGGACCCGGACAGCCUCAUCGACUGCAGCGAGCUGAUCCCGCAACCCGCUCCCGUCAUCGGCAAGGCGCACUUCCCCGCUGGCCUCACCAACAAGGACAUCGAGCAGGCGUGCGCGGACACCCCCUUCCCCACGCUCCCGACCGACCCUGGCCCCAAGACCACCGUCGCCGCCGUCCCCAUCAACUCUUAA